Messenger RNA from Manduca sexta (tobacco hornworm), 416 nucleotides. RefSeq names its product 40S ribosomal protein S21 (gene RpS21). The record is from RefSeq and is a predicted model, not a curated record. Lineage: Eukaryota; Metazoa; Arthropoda; Insecta; Lepidoptera; Sphingidae. Gene Ontology annotation, biological process: endonucleolytic cleavage to generate mature 3'-end of SSU-rRNA from (SSU-rRNA, 5.8S rRNA, LSU-rRNA); translation; endonucleolytic cleavage in ITS1 to separate SSU-rRNA from 5.8S rRNA and LSU-rRNA from tricistronic rRNA transcript (SSU-rRNA, 5.8S rRNA, LSU-rRNA). Gene Ontology annotation, molecular function: structural constituent of ribosome. Gene Ontology annotation, cellular component: ribosome; cytosolic small ribosomal subunit. Bases 111 to 362 code for a protein of 83 amino acids. The transcript is spliced from 4 exons.
CUGUAUAAUCGUACCAUUCUUAAAAAUGUGCUGGCAUCCCUGACGACAUCUUUCUUUUGCAUCUGUCAUUUCCGUGUUCGGUGUGGUUUCUCAAUAACUUUACACACAAAAUGCAGAACGACGCCGGUGAAUUCGUGGACUUAUACUGCCCGAGGAAAUGCUCGGCUAGCAACCGCCUGAUCCAUGCCAAGGACCACGCGUCGGUGCAGCUGGUGAUCGCGGACGUGGACCCGGCCAGCGGGCGCGCCACCGACGCCGCCAAGAUGUACGUCAUUUGUGGCGCCAUCAGACGCAUGGGCGAGUCUGACGACUGUAUAGUCAGGCUCACCAAGAAGGACGGCAUACUGACCAAGAACUACUGAUGUAGUCGAGUAAGGGGCGUUAUUUUAUAAGGACAAUAAAAAAACAGUAAAAUA